UAUACCGAUUUUUCCGUAUUUUUGCCCACCCCUAAUUAGGCAUAUUCAACACACCCUUAAUUUUUUUGUUCUUGGGUUCUAAUCUCUCAUCUCCGUCACCUCGCUUUGAACUGUCAUGGCUGCCCUAAUUCAUGUGCUCGUUAUCUCCCUGUUCUUCUACCUCCUUAGCCGAACUCCUAGUGGGGCUUUCGCUGGUAUUGAUUACGAGGAUGGCUACUCAGUCAGCACUCUCUUCGACGGAAACAAGCUCCAAGUCUACCCUCACUCCGUCCUCCCGCAGCCUGGAUCGUCCGAUCUCUUCCUCCUGGACUCCACCCACAGUACUGUGUACACUGUAUCAGUCCCCGAGUCUGGAGGGGUUUCUCUUGAGCGGCUGGCAGGAAAUGGAAUUAGUAAUUACUCUGAUGGUGAUCUGAGCUCCGCUAUGUUCUACAAGCCUAAAAGCUUUGCGGUUGAUGCCAGGGGAAACUUAUAUGUUGCUGAUGCUAAAAACAAGCAUGCUAUUAGAAAGAUUAGCAAAUCAGGUGUGACUACUAUAGCUGGAGGGGUUUCUGAUACCGCAGGCAAGAAAGAUGGUUCUGGAAAAGAAGCCACCUUUUCAGAUGAAUAUGAGCUAGUAUUUGUUCCUCAAAGAUGUGCUUUAAUAAUCUCCGACAUUGGAAAUAGAUUAGUCCGUCAAAUAAAACUCAGGGCAGAGGAUUGCUCCACCAAAUCACAAUCUGGAUUAGGAUCAACCAUCUCUUGGUUUCUGGGAGUGGGGCUUUCGUGCUUAUUUGGCUUGGUUGUUGGAUUUGUGCUUCGUCCUUUUGUCAUUCCACAUACAGGGAGGCAGCAGGCAUCUUGGGUACAAAGGGACAUGGAAGCAUUGCCUAAUGAAUCUGGGCAGACAAGUUCGGAUUCUCUGCUUCGAGCUCAAAAGCGCAGUUGUUAACUCAUCAUCUUACUCACUAAUAAAGCAGAUAUUAUGUCUUAGUUUCUCUCAUUUGUCUCUGAUGUUUAUUUCGCCUUUUACUUCUAGAAGAGUAGUAGAAACCUGGAAACCGUAUGGAAAAACAGUGUCUUUGUUAGAUUUGGAUUGCCAGAAUAGCAACGAACCAGCAGCAAAGUAUCCUAGAAUAAUAGAAGCGAAGGAUGCACCUUUGCUUGAUUUGGAUGGCAUGAGUGCUGCUAGUAAAAAAGCACAGCCAGAUCUGGUAGACAAUGAAAUGAAGGAUUUGAGUCACUUUGAUGAUGGGUUCCUCUUAUCAUACAAUUCCGGAACUGUUUUUCACAAAGAAAAUGAAGGUGCAAAAGAGUAUGGAAGAAAGGGGAAGAUAGAUAGUAUGAUAGAAGCUAAUCUCUCUGGCCUUGUAGAGAUGACAUCCACAACUUCUAGCACGGAGUGUCGUGACAGUAGCAUGGGCUUAUCAGUAGCCAGAAAAAGAACGAAGUAGUCUAGUCCUAUGGGUUGCUGCAGCUGAAUGUAAGUAUCAAGUAAUGUAUUAGUUAUUAGGUUUAUGGUAUGUACCUAAACCUAAUUAAUGCUAACUUUGGUUUAGCUCAUCUUCCUUGAGUUUCUCUACCACAUGAGGCUUGUCUCCGAUUCACCAUAGGACCCAAGCCCCCAGUAAUGCUGAUAAAUGGGUACUUAAAUGUAUCAAUUGAGAUGUGUUUAUCAUGGUGUGUGGUAGUUUGACAGAUGAGUUGGGACAUGAAUUUGAGAAACCAAACAUGCCGUAAGGUAGAAGUUUCUUCU
Cuscuta epithymum is the source of this 1735-nucleotide messenger RNA. The record is from the annotation of a GenBank genome assembly. Lineage: Eukaryota; Viridiplantae; Streptophyta; Magnoliopsida; Solanales; Convolvulaceae.